Lizanozyma spartinae is the source of this 885-nucleotide messenger RNA. RefSeq lists its product as uncharacterized. The record is from RefSeq and is a predicted model, not a curated record. Bases 1 to 885 code for a protein of 294 amino acids. The transcript has 2 exons. NCBI's taxonomy places the organism in Eukaryota, Fungi, Ascomycota, Pichiomycetes, Serinales, Debaryomycetaceae.
AUGGGGGGGUUCACUCGGCAAUUAGCUACUGCUGCCCCCAACAACGGCACUUGCGAAGAUGUUCAUCAUCUGAAUUUCAACUUACCUCCGUGGCCUAAAGGUAAAGACCCCACACCAUAUGAAAUAUUCCACAUUGAAGAAUCAGAAAAGAAAUUAUCAACGCUUGAGUUCAACAAACUAAUCAAAACUCGGUACAUGAAAUACGUCAAAGUAUACCACCCUGAUGUAUGCAAACAUAGUGAGAUCCUAGAUAGGAAAACAGGAAACAGUUUUAGCUUAGAAAGGAAGAGACAACGUUUCGAUAUGGUUGUCAACGCUUAUGAUGUUUUGAAAGAUCCUAAACGUCGUUUGGCUUACAUAAGGUAUGAUGAAGCACUGUGGCAGAACUAUGAUCCCAAGAAGCAUGAAGGUACAUUCAAUGCAUAUCGUCAGGCUAAUGCCCAUAGACGUCAAUAUGGAUUCAGUCAUGAUGAAACCUUCUGGCAUGCAGCUACAUGGGAGGAUUAUUAUCGAAUGAAACACGGGAGAGCACCUCCCAGUAUGGAAGAGUUGGAGAAAAAUAAAUGGAAGAUCUUGUGGGGUGUAUUAGCAAUUAUGACUUUAACAGGUACAGUCCAAACCAUGUGGGCAUUAGAUCGUGCUAAUGAUUACAUCAGAACUUUGAAUCUUAAACAUAGUCUUGCUUCGGAACAAUAUGAACUUGCCAAGGACAACUACGGUGAAGGUGAUGGUCAGCUAGAUAGGGUAAAACGUUUCUUAGUUAACAGAAGAGCAAACUUUGAUGAUCCACAGUUUCUUGAGGCUAGGGAAACUGGUGAUAAUGAAUUGUUAACUACUUAUGCUCGAAAACGGGUAACCAAAUGGUCUGAUCAGGAAGAUGUUUGA